CUUAUUUAUCAUCGUCUUGCUAUCAUCAGCAUAUUCAAUUAUUGUUUAUUUAUCUUUUCUUCCUCUUCUGCCUUCUUCCCACUAUGCAUAUGUCUAUAAAUAUGUUGUAAUAUCCCCAUAUCUUCCUUACCUUAACCAAGUUUUUCAGAUUGACUUUCAAGUCUUUGAAAAUGGAUGUUGUAGUUGGAACUUGUCUAGUUUUCUUCCUAGCCUUGUUGAGGAACAUUCAUGGCUAUGGAGCUGGAUGGUCUAGUGCUCAUGCUACUUUCUAUGGAGGUGGUGAUGCUUCUGGUACAAUGGGAGGAGCUUGUGGGUAUGGGAAUCUGUAUAGCCAAGGUUAUGGAACAAACACAGCUGCACUAAGCACUGCUCUAUUCAAGAAUGGACUUGCUUGUGGAGCUUGUUUUGAGAUUAAAUGUGUGAAUGAUGGUAGAUGGUGUCUGCCCGGGUCGAUCACUGUUACAGCAACAAAUUUCUGUCCUCCGAACAAUGCUCUUCCAGGCAAUGCAGGAGGCUGGUGUAAUCCUCCUCUGCGACAUUUCGAUCUCUCUCAGCCUGUUUUCCAGCACAUAGCUCACUAUAAAGCAGGAAUCGUACCGGUCCAGUACAGGAGAGUUAGUUGCAGGAAGAGUGGUGGGAUUAGGUUCACCAUAAAUGGACACUCAUACUUCAAUCUUGUGUUAAUAAGCAAUGUUGGAGGAGCUGGUGAUGUUGUGUCUGUAUCCAUCAAAGGCUCUAGGACUGGUUGGCGAGCCAUGUCUCACAACUGGGGCCAAAAUUGGCAGAGCAAUGCUUACCUUAAUGGCCAAGCCUUGUCUUUCAAGGUCACCACCAGCGACCGCCGCUCUGUUAUCUCCAACAAUGUGGCUCCUUCCACCUGGAAAUUUGGCCAGACUUUCACUGGCAGACAGUUCUAGUUCUCUUCAUAAUUUGAAUUUCAUCCCAAAACUAACCAAAAUCUUACUAAAUACUCAAGCUGAUUAGUACUAUAUGUUAUUAUUGUGUUGGCACUUUGCUAAAAAAGCAAUGAUGCCACUAGAGGGUCCUUUUUAGAAAUGAUCCCCAAAGUAAUUUUUCUGGGUUUACUUAGUUGUUUGUAUUGUUAUGUUUCAGGAUCUUGGAUUAAGUUCAAUCAAUGAAUCCUGUAGUAUAAAGGGGGUAUUGAGUCUCUGGUAGUGCAAGAUGCAUACAAGAGACUGUAAUUUCAUAGCAUGAAGGAAGAAGAAGAAGAAAGCUUCUGAUUUUUCCAACGAGUUUAGCUUCGAUGUGUGCUUCGAAGAUCAUUGCCUUUACUAUUUGUAUCAUAUAAUUAUUAUGAUUUAAAAAAGAAAGAUGUUACCCAUGUUUCUAUUGCCAA
This is a messenger RNA of Carica papaya (papaya), 1357 nucleotides long. RefSeq names its product expansin-A15-like. The record is from RefSeq and is a predicted model, not a curated record. Gene Ontology annotation, biological process: plant-type cell wall organization. Gene Ontology annotation, cellular component: extracellular region. NCBI's taxonomy places the organism in Eukaryota, Viridiplantae, Streptophyta, Magnoliopsida, Brassicales, Caricaceae.